This is a messenger RNA of Eublepharis macularius, 6451 nucleotides long. RefSeq names its product erythrocyte membrane protein band 4.1 like 1 (gene EPB41L1). Gene Ontology annotation, biological process: cortical actin cytoskeleton organization. Gene Ontology annotation, cellular component: cytoskeleton; plasma membrane. The transcript is spliced from 22 exons. Lineage: Eukaryota; Metazoa; Chordata; Lepidosauria; Squamata; Eublepharidae. The coding region runs from base 692 to 3256 and encodes 854 amino acids. The record is from RefSeq and is a predicted model, not a curated record. Gene Ontology annotation, molecular function: actin binding; structural molecule activity.
GCAGAGGGAGCUGGAAGCAGUCCGGAGCUAGCCCGGAAUCGGAUUGGGAAAAUCCGACGAGCGGCAGCUUCCCUCUCUCGCACCUGCGAUGCGCGCCGGCGCCGGCCGAGCGAUCCCUGGCGCACGCAGGUGCAGGGCGCCGAGCUCGGGGCUGCUCCGAGCCUGAUCGCCGCCGCUUCGCAGAGCCGGGGCCCGCGGGAGCUGCUGGCUGGAGCCUGCUUCGUUCCAUCGAUGAGAUUCCAGCCCCCCUUCCCUUUCCCCUCGGAGGCUGGUUCAGUUGCUCAUGACGCGCCUCCCUCGCUGAGUUCGCAGCCCUCCCGCUUCCCCGCUCGCUCAUUCCUGCCUCCCGCUGCAGCCGCCUUGCAUUGGCUCACCCCCACCCCGCGCCGCUUUCCCAGCCAGCCUGAUUCAUUUUUUUCCUCACAGCCGCACGGAGGAAGCAGAAACCCGGCGCGGGGGAGACAGCGCGGCUGUUAGUAUUUUUUUUAACCCCCUUCCUUUCUCGAUCCAUUUUGUAAUUGCUUUUUUUUUUAAUUACAAAAGAGGCCGAGAGCCUUUGAUUCUCCUCGCCAGAUGAACGUCUCCUUGGACAGCUCUUGACUCCGGAUCACUCCAAACAGGGGCUGGACGGUGCUUUUACAGAGAUAAAAUAGCCCAGGACAGCGGCUGGAGUCUGGAAUAAUUAGUAACCAUGACAACAGAGACGGGCCCAGAUUCCGAGGUGAAGAAUGCCCAAGAGGAAACUCCGCAGCAACAGCUAGAGGCAGCAGCAAGUGGGCCGAAUGCAGUGACCAGUAGCUCCAGUCCCACAGCAAACAACCAGGACGCUGACGCUGAUGAGAAGCCAGGAGCCCACAGUGACUCCAAACAUGCAGAACGGGCUGUGGACAUGGAUGAAAAGGACUACAGUGAAGCUGAUGGAAUAUCUGAGAGAACCACCCCCAGCAAGACACAGAAAUCACCUCAGAAGGUCACCAAAAAGCUCAAGAGUGCCAUCUGCAGAGUGACCCUGCUUGAUGCUUCAGAGUAUGAGUGUGAAGUGGAGAAACAUGCCCGGGGCCAAGUGCUCUUUGACUUGGUCUGUGAGCAUCUCAACCUCCUGGAGAAGGAUUAUUUUGGACUCACAUUCUGUGACUCAGACAGUCAGAAGAACUGGUUGGACCCCUCUAAGGAAAUAAAAAAGCAGAUUCGCAGUGGUCCCUGGAACUUUGCUUUCACUGUCAAGUUUUAUCCACCUGACCCUGCCCAGCUCACAGAGGAUAUCACAAGAUACUACCUGUGCUUACAGCUCCGAGCAGACAUCAUCAGCGGGCGGCUGCCGUGUUCCUUUGUCACACACGCUCUGCUAGGCUCCUACGCAGUGCAGGCAGAACUGGGCGACUAUGAUGCUGAGGAGCAUGUGGCCAACUAUGUCAGUGAGCUUCGUUUUGCCCCAAACCAGACCAGGGAACUGGAAGAGCGCAUUAUGGAGCUGCAUAAGACUUACCGGGGCAUGACGCCAGGAGAGGCAGAAAUUCACUUCCUGGAAAAUGCCAAGAAGCUGUCUAUGUAUGGAGUUGACCUGCAUCAUGCCAAGGAUUCAGAAGGCAUUGACAUUAUGCUGGGUGUUUGUGCCAAUGGCCUUCUCAUCUAUAGGGACCGGCUGAGGAUAAACCGUUUUGCCUGGCCCAAGAUCCUCAAGAUUUCAUACAAGAGGAGUAACUUCUACAUCAAAAUUCGACCUGGUGAGUAUGAGCAGUUUGAGAGUACCAUUGGGUUCAAGCUGCCCAAUCAUCGUUCAGCCAAAAGACUUUGGAAAGUUUGCAUUGAGCACCACACAUUCUUCAGGCUGGUGUCCCCGGAGCCUCCUCCAAAAGGCUUCCUGGUAAUGGGCUCCAAGUUCCGCUAUAGCGGGCGAACACAGGCACAAACUCGCCAGGCCAGCGCCCUGAUUGACCGUCCUGCCCCAUACUUUGAGCGUUCCUCCAGCAAACGGUACACCAUGUCUCGCAGCCUUGAUGGAGAAUUUUCCCGCCCAGCUUCAGUCAGCGAGAAUCAUGAUGGAGGAGUGGAAUCAGAGAAGAGAGAUGAAGACAGCAAGUAUGGCAGAAGGACACUUUCCGAGGCUGAGGAUGAUGAAGUGACCACCCCCACAAAAAUCAAAGAACUGAAGUUUUUAGACAAACCAGAAGAUGUUUUGCUAAAGCAUCAGGCCAGCAUCAAUGAGCUGAAGAGGACCCUGAAGGAACCCAACAGCAAACUUGUGCAUAGGGACCGGGAUAGGAGACUGCCUUCCUCGCCUGCUUCUUCCUCACCCAAACAUGAGGAUGAGACACCAAAGGGGACCCCAGAGAAGACGAAUGAGAGAGCGGGAUUGAGGGAGGGCUCAGAGGAGAAAUCUAAGCCCCCACGGCACAGGGCUCCCGAAAGUGACACAGGGGACGAAGACCAAGACCAGGAGAGAGACUCAGUCUUCCUAAAGGACAACCACUUGGCCAUCGAGCGCAAGUGCUCAAGUAUCACUGUCAGUUCAACUUCCAGCCUCGAGGCCGAAGUGGACUUCACAGUCAUUGGUGACUACCACAGUGCAGCCUUUGAUGACUUCUCCCGGAGUUUGCCUGAGCUUGACAAGGAAAAAAGUGAGGGAGAAGCAGAAGGUCAAGUUUCUUCUCAAGAAUCUGACAAAGCGGCUCCCAAGCAGGAAGAUGAUGCCAAGGAUGAUGAUAAAGCUUCCCAUGUAAUUCCAGAAGAGUCAUCAGUUGCAAAAACAGAAAGUCUGAAAAAAGCAGAAGAGACCUCUGUGCACCACAGAAUCACUGCAACGGAAACUACACAGGUUGAUGGAACCACCACAGGCGGAAAAGAGACAAUAACCACUUCCCAUGUUGUUAGCACAGAAACCGUAUCUACGUCUUCAGAUCAUACCACCCCAAGGCCUGGGAAGGGAACAACAGAAUUUCGCUCCAUCUCUCCAAUCACCAGCAGUGCUGUUGGGAAAGAAGCCUUCACCAGCCUAUUUGGGGCCACAGCUGAAACUCUCUCCACCUCCACAACUACCCAUGUUACCAAGACUGUGAAAGGAGGAUUUUCUGAAACGAGAAUAGAAAAGCGAAUCAUCAUAACAGGAGAUGAAGAUGUGGACCAGGAUCAGGCUUUGGCUUUGGCAAUCAAGGAGGCAAAGCUGCAGCAUCCCGACAUGCUGGUAACCAAAGCUGUAGUAUAUCGAGAAACAGAACCAUCCCCAGAGGAGAAGGACAAGAAGCCUCAGGAAUCUUGACCUUUGUGUUUCUAGAAGUUGGCAUCUCUAUUUUAAUUUUGGAGUAAAGAAGGGGCCUUUUAUGCUGGAAUCCUCAAUGAGACGCAGAACGUCCUGGCUGCAAGAAUAAUGCUGAGAGACAAAAAAAUUAAAUAAAAAAGGAAUAGCAAAUAUAUUAUAUAUUAUAUAUACAGGAAACAAAAAUGCAUCCUUGCACUGCUGCUAUAUGCUGGAGAUGAAUUACAAACAGCCAACAUCAGCAACAAAACAAAAACCAACCACCUCUUCAAAAAAAAAUUGAAGAAUUGACUGGACUGUGAUCUUUUAAAAAAAAACCAUGAUGGUAAUAAUAUUAUUAACAAUACAAUAAACCACCGUUCUGCAUGUUACAUUUAAAGGAUACAUAACUCAUUUGUUGCACACUGAAUGGAAAAGCAAAAUUGCUUUGCAACAAAGCAAGAAAUCAACAAGCAAAACCACGAAACAAUUCCCUGCAUAGGAAAGAAUCAAAAACCAUUCACUUGUAUGAUGCUUGUUUAAUUAUUUUCCAAUCUGGGAUGUGUGGUGAUCAUUCUUCCUCCCCAUUUCAUGCCACUUCUAUUGCUUCACCUUUUUGGUUCUGUUCACUUUCCCAACUGGUCAUUUUUUAAAAUCCUUCCUCCCUUCAUCCAAUUCCUUGUUCUGAUAAAAUAAUUGACUGAGUUUCACUUAAAGCAAAGCAAAAUGGUAUGUAUUUGAUUUCUCAUUGAUCAAGAUGCAGCCUGUAGAGGUUUCAUAUGGAUGUGCUUUUAAGUUAUGUAUAUUAUAUAUAACUGGGGAGGGCGGGGAAUGAUAUUAAAACAAAUUAAACAGUGCUGAUAAGUAUGACAAUGACAUUUUCACAUUAUAAUUAUUUGAUUGACCGUGAUUGAUGUAUUACAAGACUCUUAGAUCAUGCUGAUACCCCAUGAAAACAGAGUAGGAAAAAUUCACUAAUUCUCUCUCGGGGGGGGGGGGGCAGUAUUUUUCACACACCUAACCUGUGCUCUUGCAAAAGAGACUGGCAUAGUGACGCAAUAGUGCUUGUAAUUGGUUGGUGAUAAAGGCAGAAUUCAGCAGCAUGGGAAGAUAGAUAAAGACGGAAUGGACGGGUGUUACUGCAGCCAAGUCAAAGCCGGUAAAAUGUGCCAAUUAACAAUGUCUCCUUCAUCCUCCAGCCCCAAGAAAACAAGACCAUGUUAAAGAUAGGGAAUUAGGUUGCUUCAUUCAGAACCUUAUGGGAUCUUAAAGAUUUUGAUCUGUCUGACAUAAACUUUUAGCUGCUGUAGAGCUAUUGUACUCCAUGUGUCAAUUCUUCAAACUUGUUUAAAAAAAAUUAAUUUAGUAAUCCCUCUCAAGCCUAUCGGCUACUCUCUUUAGCUCUGCUUCUGAAAUGAAGUGCUGACUAAGGUUUAAAUCACUCCAAAAGAAAUGGUGAAUGAGGCAUGCUAGCCCACUCCUAGGUUCUACCUGACUGUAUUUUUCCAGGAUAACAUGAAAGUCUGCAGUGAUUAUCCGGUGGGUGGGGAAAUAGUACAAAACAGCAGUGCGUCCUUCUAAAUACAAUCUACCCAUAUGCUUGCAUAGACCAGAACAAGGGUUUAUUAAUGAAGACAAAUGCUACUCUGUCCUUUGAAAGUGCCUCUAAAUUGCAGCAAGCUGUGAAGUUUGAGAGGACAGACCAGCCAAUGUCCUCAGGACGGACACAGUGCUCAGGGGGGUGAGGAGGUCAUCAGAUCGAACUACUAUGAUAUGUUACUGAUGGGUACCUGGCUUUGGACGCUUUUUUUAAGUGGCUGUCUGUGAGUUGUCUACAUCCAUGGCAUGAGAAGGAAAAUUAGAGCAGAUACAGAAUGUAAGGAUGACAAAAUGAAAUGAAUCCAUUUCCAAGUGAACCCUGCUAAUGUUAAAGAUGGGCCCACAAACACUGAACUGUGCUCGUCUUUUAUCUUCCUUUCUCAACACACAUUUGGUACUUGGAAAAGCACAUCUAAUUGGUACCUAUACCUGGGAUCAAAAUAUCAUAGCAUUCCUGAUUGGAAUGCAAGUCACUGGGUUAAGAUGGAUGAUAUCCCAUAUGGUAAGCUAUUUUGCCAUUCUAUUAAGUCCUGGGUCAUUGGUCUUUCCAGUUGCUACUAUGGCUCCCCUAAAACUGAAUCUACUUCUGGCAUGCAGGCAUGUCCCCAUAAGCACUGAGACCCUCAACACAGGCUUUAUGCUGAAAUGCUUCCGGUGGUUCUUCUAGAACCUUCUCUCUCUGAAUUCUAUCUUCUGGCUCUUGUUAACUUUUUUACUUCCUGAUGCUUUUAGGGACCUAUGAAGUAUUCCAGAACUGAAAGGGAGAGAAAUAACACUCAUCUACGUGAAAAAUAUAUAUCAUCCUAGAUACAUUUGUGCUUUCAAUUAAAAAAGAAAUCAAAUUCCAGAGAAUCUUGGUAGCACCAUUAUGUGAGGCAUUACGUCUGCCCACCUUAUGGGAGGCAAGGGAGAUCUCGCAACUUUUUAAAGUUUUGAUUUUGAAAAUAAAAAGCUCAUAACUAGAUGGGACAGAUGAUCCUGCUUAUUCUGAUGUACAUCUGGGUGAGUGCAACUAACAUCAGUGGAGAUGCACUGCUUCAAAACCAAUAGGCUCAGAAUCCAAUCCUGGCAAACAGUGGAAAAAACUAAAACAGACUUGUUUCUUUGGAUUCCUUCCACAGCUUGUCUGAGAUGUGGCCUAUCUAUAGAUAUCUAUAUAUAUACAUAUAUGUAUAAAAUAUUUAUUAUUUGUGGUAGUAUUGAAGCCAGGCAUAAUUUUUAAGAACACAACUUCCUGUCACCUUGAUCAUCGCUACUGCUGCCAUCUGAUCUAGUUGGUCACCCUUUUCUUUCUUUUCUUGGGGCCUUUCCAGUGAAGGGGGUGGUGGAAGAUGCAAGUGCUUAUUUGCACCAAAUCCUGCAAGUUGAUUCCAAAACUGGCCUUGCAAUUGCAUGAAUGAAUGAAUAAUAUUAAUAAUUCUUUUUUAAUUUGAAAAGCACCUUACCAACCAACUGCAAUGCUCUGUCAUUCCUUCACUAAUUUCACUGUCCGCCCCAUUCCUAUUUUUGUCCCCCCCCACCCUCUUCAAUCAUAUCCUCCUUCAGUGCUUGGUGGUGUAUGCGUGUGUGCUCACUGUUCUUGUAUUCAAUAAAAGUGAAAUAAAUGUGUUUGAUGCUCAA